Brassica oleracea var. oleracea is the source of this 1423-nucleotide messenger RNA. Its product is annotated as zinc finger protein ZAT5. The record is from RefSeq and is a predicted model, not a curated record. The transcript has a single exon. The coding region runs from base 227 to 1267 and encodes 346 amino acids. Lineage: Eukaryota; Viridiplantae; Streptophyta; Magnoliopsida; Brassicales; Brassicaceae.
ACACUUGCAAAGCUUUUCUUAUAUAUGUGUGGUGUCUCUCUUUGACUUGUCUCUUCCUAUAUCACUAACUAUUUAUGUAUCCAUCUCUCCACACAUCUCUCUCCAUCUCACACACACACACAUCUUCCUGUUUAACACAUUACUAUAUAUGCAUCCCUCAUUCUUAACUUCUUCAUAAUCAACAUCAACACAAAUCCUCUUCUCCUUUAGUGAUCUUCAUCUCUUAAUGGAAGCGUUUGAAGAGGCCAUAGCGGCUUCAAAGGAGCAAUCAUUGAUCUUUAAAGGGAAGCGUACAAAGCGACAACGUCCACAGUCUCCUAUUCCUUUCUCUAUCAUCUCCCCUCCUAUAGUUUCUUCCCAUGCACAUGACAUUCAAGAAGAAUCCAAAAAAGAUGGUGUGAUCACAUCUUCAUCUUCAUCAGCCUCUUGGUCCUCUAACAACAACGCAACUUUGAAGGCUGAAGAAGACGAAGAAGAGCAAGAAAUAGCCAACUGUUUGAUUCUCUUGUCCCAAGGUCACUCUCUUCCCCUACCUAACCACGAAGCAAACAACAAUAACACGUAUAGAUUUAGCAGCAGGAGGUUUCUAGAGACUUCUUCAUCUAACGGUGGUGACAAAGCCGGUUACUACGUUUAUCAAUGCAAAACAUGUGACCGGACCUUCCCUUCUUUCCAGGCUUUAGGCGGCCAUAGAGCUAGCCACAAGAAACCUAAAGCCACGUUAUCCUCAUACUCCAACAUUGACGUUAAGAAGAAUAUCUACGAAAGUAACGCCGUUUCACUCGUCACAACCUCAACUAUUUACAAGAACAAUAACAAUAGAUCGCUUGCCGUGUAUGGUAAGGCUGGUAGCAAUAAGGUUCAUGAAUGUGGAGUCUGUGGAGCCGAGUUUACGUCCGGGCAAGCCUUAGGUGGCCACAUGAGACGGCAUAGAGGCGCGGUGGUUAUUGCUGCGGCGCCGGUUACCACCGUGACAGUGGCCACGGCUGCUGCCAACACGGAGUUAUCAUUGUCUUCUAUGUCGUUCGAUCAAAUAUCUGACGGUCAAGAUCAUUUGGUGAUGCCAGCUACAAAGAGAGCUAAGAAGACGGUCGUGUCAUUGGAUUUGGAUCUGAAUCUACCCGCACCCGAAGAUGAGAAUCGGGUCAACGGGUUUACCUUUGCUUUGAAGCAAAAACAGGAACAAGAACAUCAACCAACGAUGCAAAGAGAAGAACCAAAGUGUCUUCUCAUGUCUGCUCCUACUUUGGUGGAUUGCCAUUACUGAUAAACAUCAUAACCUUAAAAAAAAACAGAAAAUCAUUUUUAAUAUUUUUUCUUCAUUUUUAUUUACUGGGAAAGUGGUAAUUCAUUGUUUGUAUAUCAAAUAUUUUUUUUUUGUAUGUAACCGAUUCUUUGCUUGUUAAAGACUUGCGAGAUUCUU